AUGCCCUCGUGUGCUCCAGACUCCAGGUUCUCUGCAUUCCUUCAGACCCCAAUCCCGGCGCUGGACGAGCUCAGAGGCCCUCUGGAAAGCUACGUGUACAUUAUCUUCAUUCUCGUCAAGCAGGCGGCUAUUUGCUCGGCCAAUGAAAUUGAGAAACCUCCGCAUCUGCUGCGCUUCUCUUCUCAUGUCUACCCAGAUUCGGAUCAAGCGCUUUGUGAACAAGCUCCAAAGCUGUGGUUGAGGAGGAGCAGCACCGAGCGAGAGGAAGGGAAAGGCUACAGCAGGCACCCGGGUGGUAGGCGGUGGGCGCUCGCCAAUUCCUACCAGUCGCUCCUUAACGAGUUCUCCUCACCUGACCUCCAAAUUGUCGGCAACUACCAGCUUGGCCGCUUGAUCGGAAAGGGCAGCUUCGGCAAGGUCUACUUGGCCACGCACAAGCUCACCAAUGGAAGCAAGGUUGUCCUCAAGAGUGCGAAGAAAGACGAUGCCAAUCUCGCGCGCGAGAUCCACCACCAUCGCCAGUUCCUACAUCCACAUAUUGCGAGACUUUACGAGGUCAUCGUGACCGAGAACUUGGUAUGGCUGGUGUUGGAGUAUUGCCCUGGCGAUGAGCUGUACAAUUACCUGCUCAACCAUGGCCGCAUGGAGACAGCCAAGGUGCAGAAGAUCUUCACGCAACUGCUCGGCGCAGUGAAUUAUGUGCAUGCGAAAGGCUGUGUGCAUCGAGAUCUGAAGCUGGAGAACAUAUUGCUGGACAAGCAUGAGAAUGUCAAGCUGGUUGACUUUGGUUUCACGCGCGAGUAUUCGGGAUCGACAAGCUAUCUACAGACUUGGUGCGGCACUGUGUGUUACAGUGCGCCGGAAAUGCUCAGGGGCGAGAAGUAUUCGGGCGAGAGGGUAGAUGUCUGGAGCCUCGGCAUCAUUCUGUUCGCGCUGCUGGCCGGCGAGCUCCCUUUCGACGAUGAUGAUGAUUCUGUGACCAAGGCAAGGAUCUUGAAAGAAGAUCCUGUAUACCCGGAUCACUUUCCCGAGCCUGCAAAGGACCUUAUCAAGAAGCUGCUAUCGAGACGACCGCUCCUCAGACCUUCGCUGGCAGAUAUACUCCGCGAUCCAUGGCUCUCUGACAAUGCUCCGCAACAGCAAGAGAUACUCAAGUUGCAACAACCACCGCCCUUCACGACCCAGCUUGAGAAGGAUGUCCUGCAGCGACUUCGCAGUGCUGGUGUGGACAUCGACAUGAUUAUUGAACACGUCUUGUCUCAGCGGUGCGAUUCGUUGGCUGGCUGGUGGGCACUCCUACUUGAGAAAGAGCAACGAAAGGAGAAGCGGAGAGAGCGUAAACGUAAGGAACGAGAAGCUGAAGCCAAGUCGAUUCGGAGGUUGAGCGCUGCUAGUGGCAGGUUGCUGGCCAAUCUUGGUGAGAUUCACGAAGGAGAGGAGAACGCCAUCCAUGAUUCACCGCGUUCGAGGGGUAGAGUUCGUGAGCGCGCAAACGGCAAUGCGCUGUUAGCUCCAGACCUGCCCAAGGUGACGGAGACCAAGUCGCCCGCGCCUGAUGGCGAGCAGUCGAAUUCUCCCAGGCCGGCCUCAGCACACAGCAGAUCGCGAAGCAGACCUCCACUGCCUCCUAAAGAUUACGGGAACCUUAAGAAUGCUGUCCGUUCUAACAGAGCAUCUUCGAGAGGCAGUCAGAGCAUGCUGCGAGUUGUUACUACUAACCCAGAUCUGCUCAGUCCUGCUUACGUGCCGCCGGCGCAGCGCAAGAGGAAUAAAUUUGCCCCUCCUCUACGUCAACAACUGGCAUGGGUUAAGCAUUUAUUCACUGGCGAAGCGCUCAAAAGAGCCAAGUCGCCGGCUAAUGCAGACAAGAAGGGCAAGGGCCUCGAUCCCAACAAUUUACCGAAUGGCAGAGUCGGGCAAGAGAGAGGCGACCUGAGGGACCUUCACAGAGUCUCCACCGGGCCAUCCACGAUAGCAAGGCGGAAAAGCGUUGGUCAACGCCCGGAACUCCACGCAAGCAAAACCUUUCCAGCGAGACCACGGAUCAACACUACUUCGUCAACUGGAAGUGGUGCCAGUGUCCGCGCCAAGAGAACCAGUCUGAGUCCAGGCACUUUGACACCUCACUCUUCAUAUCGUCGAUCCUCUGUCGGUCUCAGAGGACGAAAGUCGACCUCUUCCUCGGUUUCGUCCAUUCGUAGCACAUACAAAGGUGGUCACCAGCAUACACACUCGAAGGCCUCGAGCACAUCUAGUAAUUCUGUCGCGUCGCCUUCAGGAUUGUCGUCCACAUCCGGAUCUCGGCUAGCCCGGUCACCGCAUAGCUCAGUCAAGGUCUUACCAUCGACACCUACAAAUACCACCUUCCCGUCUGGCAUGAGGUUCCAGAGGCGCCCGCCACCAUCCGACAUUGGCUCGCUGCCAGGCCUUGGCGUCGAAGGCAGAAGCGCUUUCGGCGCCAUCCCUCCGCCAUCAUCGCCCGGUCUCCCCGUCUUUGCGAGGAGGAAACGCUCCAUCUUCAAGGGGCCAAUGAGUGGUUCCCCAAAUGCCCACCCUCGCGCUCCUGGUGGCAGUCGGUCCGCCAGCGUUCCAGGCAGACCUAGUAAUGAGCUUAUGCCUGGCGUGACCGAAGAGGACGAAGAAGAGGAAGAGGAAUACGAGGACGAGCCUUUCGGUCCAGAGCUGAACACAGCCGUCGAUCAGGGUACGGAAAUGAUAUCGGAGCCCAUAUCACCGCUCAGUGCUCUUCCUGGAGAAGACGACAAUCUGCUCGAACCGGUAGAUAUCAAGCCUGGCGGUGUACCGCUCACGGCCGAAGCACUAAAGCGACUCAGCGAAGACCAAGCCAAGAAAGAGGCUGAAGAGGCUUCUCUCGAGGAGGAGAAAGAGAAAGCGGACAGCUUGUCUGGUCUUGGCAACGCUCAGGAAAACAACACGGCUCGAGGAUUUCCAAAUUUCGGUCACAUUCAUCGUGUUCAUCGCUCACUAUCAGCACUGCAACAAUCACCACCAUCUACAAAGAAGAAAAGGUACCGAUCCGAUAUGAAUCGGCCGCCGUCGCCCUACAAUCCGCCGGCUGCGUGGCUAGGCUUCCUGGACUUGAUUCCCGAGUAUUUGCUGGACGGCUCCGCGUCGUCUAGAGGCAAAGUCAUAGCUUUCCUCGACAUGACGGCGCGACAUCUGGAAGCACGAGAUCUGCCAACAGCGGCCACAGCGUUGGAGCUGCAACAAACCAUCGAGGAAGGACAUUUAACAUUACGAGGCAUGACGCCUCUAUACAACCUAACAUCUCAACGCGAUAUAAGAACGAAAGCCGUUUCUACAGCAUUACGCGCGCCUGGCAGCAUACAACACAAUUUACCAUUUACAAGCGAUUUACACGCAAGCAACCUAACAUCUGACAACAAACUCUCGGCACCCGGGAGCUUGACAUCUAACAUUGACCACCUACCUGGUCUUAUCGAUGACAUCGUUAACAAUAUUCCAAGUCACAUGUGGCGUGGGCGUGGGCGUACAGCAUUUAACAAGAUCGCCUUCUGGCUGGCAGAUGUCGCGGAAGAGAUUGUGGAGAAUAACAAGAAUGUAUUGGGAGGGGAAUUGCUGUUGGAAGCUGCGGCCAAGUUCAAUUCUGCUGCAGGAAGCCUUUUCGAUCUUUUUGAAUGGGAGGCGUGAGAAACGAUCGAGGAUGUACAAGAAAGGAUGAUGGCGUGUUCAAGUUUACAGACACCUAAUCAGGCUGGGUCUUGGCACAGGGUGCCCAGCCUUGUUGGCUCGAGACUGGCCCAGCUUGCACGUGCACGCCGCAAUGCAGCUUGUCUUUGAAUUGAUGAGAAAAUUGAAGCGUGUAGGAUGGUUUCUCAGAUAGACCCGAGAAGAAAAGACGAAACCCUUGUUUCUGUC
This is a messenger RNA of Pseudocercospora fijiensis CIRAD86, 3900 nucleotides long. RefSeq lists its product as uncharacterized. The coding region runs from base 1 to 3672 and encodes 1223 amino acids. Gene Ontology annotation, cellular component: cytoplasm. Gene Ontology annotation, molecular function: protein serine/threonine kinase activity; ATP binding. The transcript has 5 exons. The record is from RefSeq and is a predicted model, not a curated record. Lineage: Eukaryota; Fungi; Ascomycota; Dothideomycetes; Mycosphaerellales; Mycosphaerellaceae. Gene Ontology annotation, biological process: protein phosphorylation; intracellular signal transduction.